Molecule: messenger RNA, 1143 nt
Organism: Lodderomyces parapsilosis
Lineage: Eukaryota; Fungi; Ascomycota; Pichiomycetes; Serinales; Debaryomycetaceae
Exons: 1
Coding region: 1-1143 (380 amino acids)
Source: RefSeq, a predicted model, not a curated record
AUGGACAACAGUUUAAAAGUAUUGAUCAAUACUUAUGAGCUAGAGCCUAGUGAUUCCCCCGUGAGCUACAAAUCAGUUUCUCGAGAAAGCUACCAUCCACAAUUAAUCGUAGAACAAGCCAGUGAUAUGGUGGAUUCAUUUCGCCGCAACUGCACGCAAAAUGGUCGGAAAUACGUGCCACCACAUAGGAAACCCAGAAAUGAAGAUUGCAUUGGCUCUGGCACGAGUCACGGCUUGAAAACGACAGAGGAGGACAAAAUUGCAAAAAGAAGAGAGAGGUUUAGCCGGCGGAUUGAAACAUGCAACCAAUCACAUGAUUACGGUCUUGUUAGUAGAGGUGAAGAUACACGUUUGAAAGAGUCGGAGGCUCUAAGGGAGGAAUACUUUCUUGUUAUACUACAUCAAUUCAUCAGAUACACAUCAAAUAAUACAUCACACGCCUUGUCUGAAACUUUCAAGAGGAUGAAAGAUUUGAACCCAAAUGACUUCGAGAGUGCUCAAUCUUUGCAAUCCAAUGAGGAAAGCGACAAAAAAUCAGUUUCCAUGGAAUCAUUAACCAUGUCUCUACGGAAAUUACGAGAAAGUUUGUUGCAUUUGAAACCAUCACCUUUCCACAAAAAGGUAUUUUUAUUCUCCACGCGGAUUUCCUACUGCUGUGGCCAGUACCAAACUUACGUCCCCAGCAUCAACUAUUUACUACUACAUAAACGUGCUUUAGGUUUAUCGAGUUUGGAGAUUGAAGAAGUCGCGGUGAUAUUGGUGUUACAUUUAACCCAUUUCAACAAUGCCCCACUGGAAGCUAUCCUGAGAUAUUUCCAGCACAUACCUAAUCGUAGGGACAUAUUGCAGAUUAUAAGGUGCUGGAUACGGAACGAUUACUAUACAUGGAUCCACACAUAUAAUCUGAUUGAGAGUUUUGCUGUAAAAUCAAUGAUGAGGCUAGGUCUCCCCACUAUGUUGAAUCACAUGAUCAAGAUUUUGAGCUCAACUUACUUUACAAUGAGAAAGUCAGUCAUAGAGAACGAGUUGCUUCCUGAUGAUGUGGAAUAUGAUGAUUUAAUUAGAGACUAUAAGGUGAAUUGGACCGUUAAUGAUGGCGGUAUAGUAACUUUGCGAAGGCGACAAAGCAGGAAAGAAAAGUGA